UUUUAAAAACUCGUUUUGAAUAACCCCCUCAGCGACUUUGAUACAUGUAAAUUUUUGUAUAUAAGCUGUAGUCUCUCAGAGUCAAUUAUCUUUCGUUUACGAAGUUCACUACAAUCCACACAUAGCAACAUGAUUUGCAAAUUCCUUGCCUUCGCCACCCUGCUGGUAGCAGUCAGCGCGCAGCACUACGCGCAGGCAGCGCGCGGCCACGCCACUUCGUCUCAGUCCAUCAUCCGCCACGACAGUGCCCACAACCAACACGGCUACAUCCAACAAGCUGCCCCUAUUGCCUACCACCAGGCCCCAAUAGUCCACUCCGCCCCAAUCGUCCACGCUGCCCCAAUCGUCCACUCUGCUCCCAUCGUCCACGCCGCUCCGUUGUACCAAAACCAACACGGAUACUCUCAAGGACAUGAAGAAUACGCUCACCCCAAAUACGAGUUCCAAUACAGUGUAGCCGACACUCACACCGGAGACAUCAAGUCCCAGCACGAGGCUCGCGACGGUGACCACGUCACUGGCUCCUACAGCUUGCACGAGGCCGACGGUACCGUCCGCACCGUACACUACACUGCUGACGGUCACAAUGGCUUCAACGCUCAAGUGGAACGUUCCGGACACGCCCAACACGCUCAACCAGCACCCCAGCAUCAUCAACCUCAAUACGUCCUAGUUUUGAAUAACCCCCUUAGCAACUUUGAUUCAUGUAAAUUUUGGUAUAUAAGCUGCUGUCUUUCAGAGUCACUUAUCUUUCGUUUACGAAGUUCACUACAAUCCACACAUAGCAACAUGAUUUGCAAAAUCCUUGCCUUCACCACCCUGCUGGUAGCAGUCAGCGCGCAGCACUACGCGCAGGCAGCGCACGGCCACGCCACAUCGUCUCAGUCCAUCGUCCGCCACGACAAUGCCCACAACCAACACGGCUACAUCCAGCAAGCUGCCCCUAUUGCCUACCACCAGGCCCCAAUAGUCCACUCCGCCCCAAUCGUCCACGCUGCCCCAAUCGUCCACUCUGCUCCCAUCGUCCACGCCGCUCCGUUGUACCAAAACCAACACGGAUACUCUCAAGGACAUGAAGAAUAUGCUCACCCCAAAUACGAGUUCCAAUACAGUGUAGCCGACACUCACACCGGAGACAUCAAGUCCCAACACGAGGCUCGCGACGGUGACCACGUCACUGGCUCCUACAGCUUGCACGAGGCCGACGGUACCGUCCGCACCGUACACUACACUGCUGACGGUCACAAUGGAUUCAACGCCCAAGUGGAACGUUCCGGACACGCCCAACACGCUCAACCUGCACCCCAGCAUCAUCAACCUCAAUACGUCCUAGCUCAUCAUUAAGAAUCAAAUCUCUAAUAAUCACAUAGCAUCAAUACACAUCCUACCUUUGAGACUUUUGACUUGAUAAGCUAUUUGUUCCUAUUUGUUACUUCUUCAUAGUUAAUAUUAAAUCUAGUCUAGUAUUUGCAAACAUUGUAGCGACCAACUACAUGCAAUUAAAUAAACAACAAUUUUAAUAUA
Bicyclus anynana (squinting bush brown) is the source of this 1524-nucleotide messenger RNA. RefSeq lists its product as uncharacterized. The transcript is spliced from 8 exons. The coding region runs from base 130 to 1344 and encodes 404 amino acids. The record is from RefSeq and is a predicted model, not a curated record. Lineage: Eukaryota; Metazoa; Arthropoda; Insecta; Lepidoptera; Nymphalidae. Gene Ontology annotation, cellular component: extracellular matrix.